AAAACCAAUAUCUUGACCAAGUUAAUAAAUGAUAAAGUCAAGAUUGGAACCAGUUUGAUUCUAAAGACUGAGUUCUUAACCACUUAUAUACGACCACACCAACUAGCAUAUUCCCCAUCAAUAUUUUGAAUACAUAUUCAUACACACACACAGAGGUAAGAAUUCUGGUAUGAUUAUUUUCCAUAUGUGAAAUCAAAAGCUACACAGUCUCCCCACCUCAUUCCCCUCUUCUUCUUUGCCUGUUUGCUUCUUUUCCCCACUAGUCUAGGUGGGAUUUUUGUUGUUGUUUGUUUGUUUGUUUGUACUGGGGGUUUAAUUCAGGUGUACUGCUUAGGGCUAAAUUGCUGAAACUGGCUUGGAUCUCCUAAUCCUCCUGCUUCAGCCUCCAGAAUGGCUGAGAUUACAGGCCUGUGCCACCAUAUCCUGCUGGGUAUGAACUCUUUGAGCCCAGGGAACCCAGGUCGGGGGUCCUCCACAGCUUGAGUUACAAUGAAGGAACUGAAGUCCAAGACGUUAAUGCUGUGGAGUCUGGGGAGGACUAGGGGGUGCUCACAGGGGGCCUGAGUACUGGUGGGGUAAGAAAAGCUGAUUGCUCCAGUUGCCGGGGUCAUAACUUCUCUUUAUCCCACCUUGAGUUCAAAAAAUAUGGUUAGGACAUAGCUGUUACUAGAAGGCAGAAGAAAAGGUUCCAGCCCCACUGAGGAAGGGGUAGGUGGUGUUGGUGGAGCCCUAUGUGACUUUACAGCCGCCCUUCCUCUCUUCGGUUAUUUUUGGUCUCUGUGACCCAAGGUUUCCUGUUAGUGGGAACAGAAAAGUGUUAUCAUCGCAGAAAUGAAUGCCAGGAGUCCAACAACCCAUUCCCCGUCUCUUUUCCGUUGGCCCUUGAACCUCUCAGAAAUCCAGCCAUCUCGAUUUGGGGAGCUGCGUUAACGGUGGCACUCCUUCAAGUUAUUUUGAAUUUUAUAACCUGUCCUCCGGAACCCCACGUGGGUCGGGCAUUCCUCAAAAACAAGUGAGUGCUUGCCUCUCCAGAACCAGUUUGCCCACCACCAGUCCUUACGUGCGGGUUUUGGUGCUGAAAUGCGGACGACUCGGCCCACACCAUGAGCAGGGGACCCUGCAUCACGUGUGGCUGUAUCCAGUCAGUCGCUUCAGGACCCUUCUUACGCAUGCGCCCCACUCACUGCCCGUCCGGAACAAUGCUCUAAGUCCCGCCCAAGCCUUCUGGCCCCACCCCCUGCUCUAGGAGUCCUGCGUCCUCGUUGGCUAGCUAGGGAUUGGAUGUUGGCUCGCUUGGCCAGGUGUAGACAUCCCCAAAGAUAAUUCAUACCCUGGCCGGUGCGCGUCUCCAUUUCCACCUCCUGGUCCCUAAUCGAACGUUUGGGGGCCCGCCGCUAACGAACUGGCCCUUUCCUGGACCCUCAGCUGCAGGCCAGCCGGGCUGCGCCUCCGUGCGCUUGUGACCGAGGCUAGCACGGGCCUGGUCUCCCCCCUCCCCCGCCUCACUAAGACCGUACCCCUUGGGAAAAGGCGCAGGCGCCUCACGCCGCCUGAUCUGUACCUUUCUCUUUACCCGAAUUUGCACCCCACCCCGCGCUUGGUUCCGAGCCUCCCAGCAGGGUGGGCAUACACUGGUGGAAGUCUAGAGCCCGGCUCCUGCAGGGACUGGCUCUUAGUGGCGGCAGCCCUGUUCCUACCCAGAUGGCUCGCGGGGCCGAGCCCCCCGAUGGGGGCUGGGGAUGGAUGGUGGUGCUCUCAGCCUUCUUCCAGUCGGCACUGGUGUUCGGGGUGCUUCGCUCCUUCGGAGUCUUCUUCGUGGAGUUUGUGGCGGCGUUUGAGGAGCAGGCAGCGCGCGUCUCCUGGAUCGCCUCCAUUGGAAUCGCGGUGCAGCAGUUUGGGAGCCCCAUAGGCAGUGCCCUGAGCACGAAGUUCGGGCCCAGGCCUGUGGUGAUGACCGGGGGCAUCUUGGCCUCGCUGGGUAUGCUGCUCGCUUCAUUUGCUACCUCCUUGACCCACCUAUACCUGAGUAUUGGACUGCUCUCAGGCUCUGGCUGGGCCUUGACCUUCACUCCGACCCUGGCCUGCCUGUCCCGUUACUUCUCUCGUCGUCGAUCCCUGGCCACAGGGCUGGCACUGACAGGAGUGGGCCUCUCCUCUUUUGCAUUUGCCCCCCUCUUCCAGUGGCUACUCAACUACUAUGCCUGGCAGGGGGCUCUACUGCUGGUAUCUGCCCUCUCCCUCCACCUGGUGGCAUGUGGUGCUCUCCUCCGCCCACUAUCCCUGACUGAGGACACAGUUAUGGGUGGCCCUGCAGCCCAACUCACCUCCCUCCUCCAUCAUGGCCCCUUCCUCCGUUACACUGUUGCCCUCACCCUGAUCAACACUGGCUACUUCAUACCCUAUGUCCACCUGGUGGCCCAUCUCCAAGAUCUGGAUUGGGACCCACUACCUGCUGCCUUUCUACUCUCUGUGGCUGCUAUUUCUGACCUUGUAGGGCGUGUGGCCUCUGGGUGGCUGGGAGAUGCAGUCCCAGGGCCUGUGGCACGGCUUCUGAUGCUUUGGACCACCCUGACUGGGGUAUCACUGACCCUGUUCCCUGUGGCUCAGGCUCCCACAGCCCUAGUGGUUCUGGCUGUGGCCUAUGGCUUCACAUCAGGAGCCCUGACCCCAGUGGCCUUCUCCGUGCUGCCUGAACUGGUGGGGACUGGAAGGAUUUACUGUGGCCUAGGACUGGUGCAGAUGGUAGAGAGCAUCGGGGGGCUACUGGGGGCUCCUCUGUCAGGCUACCUCCGAGAUGUGACAGGCAACUACACAGCUUCUUUUGUGGUGGCUGGGACCUUCCUUCUUGCAGGGAGUGCAGUUCUCAUCACUCUGCCCCACUUCUUCUCCUGCUUUUCAGCUCCUACUACCAGGCCUCAGGACCUUGUAAUAGAGGCAGUGGAUACCAAAGUCCCCCUGCCUACGAAGGAGGGGCUGGGAGAGGACUGAAUUCCACUAAGAGAUAGUCCCCAAAAGCCAGAUCUUGACAGCUCCAGAUUUUCUCCUGCCCAAAGGAGGCAUCCACAGAACCACAGUGCCUUAAGAUUCUUGAUCUUUCUCGCCCCAGAACAGGCCUGGGACUCCUCCAAUGUGUGUGCCAACCCUUGGUAUUUUGCUGAGGACUCACAUUUCUUCUCAUUUGCUCUCCCAACCUUUUCUGAAGGAUCCAGAGAUCCUACUCCAUUAAGCUGUGAAUCAACUGAAAAUCAAAGACCAAGAGACUUCUCAUGUUUUACAUGUGAACUCCAGUGUCCUCCUAAGUGUCCUCUCUGAAGACAGAUGUUUGAGAAGCAAAGGUGUCUGUUUGAGAUAAAACUGAAUAAGGAAACCGGACAAUAAUUGUAACCUCAAAAAGAACCAGGGCCCAUGUGUGGGUUGGCUUAUGAAAUCAGGGCAGGGGAGGGGAGAUGUCCAGGAGCUGUGAUGAUUCUGAGUUCCUCCCUCCUGUCCACUUACCUACCUCUUCCCCACCUGGGGCUUAGAAAUUAAGGGAAUGGUGAAAUCACAGAGUGUAUGUGUGUGGGAGGGUAGCUUGUUUAGGAAGGGGAAGAAAGGCUGAUAGAGAUGAAGUUUGGACCUAGGAUUCUCAUAUUUCCCAGGAAAAUAAAAGGAGAUUGAAAUGCUG
Messenger RNA from Ictidomys tridecemlineatus (thirteen-lined ground squirrel), 3664 nucleotides. RefSeq names its product solute carrier family 16 member 13 (gene Slc16a13). Gene Ontology annotation, molecular function: monocarboxylic acid transmembrane transporter activity. The record is from RefSeq and is a predicted model, not a curated record. NCBI's taxonomy places the organism in Eukaryota, Metazoa, Chordata, Mammalia, Rodentia, Sciuridae. Gene Ontology annotation, biological process: transmembrane transport; monocarboxylic acid transport.